AUGGACAAUCCGCUGCAUUCGUUCCUGUCCGGCCGAACGCCAGCCAAACGAGAGCUUUUUACUGUCGCGUAUUGUCACGUGCCCGUAUUCCGCGUCUUUUGUGUUCGCCGCCGCCGUCCGCUCGAAAUAACGACGGCUGAUAAUAUCAUCAUCAUGAUCGCGCAGGCAAGUGAACAGUCGAAAACCGUUCGGCCCGUCGCGCGUUUUUGUAUUAUUGUCGUAAUGCGUUGUUUUGUUUUGUUACAGUAUCUCCUGGUGGCCGCCGUCGCGGCAGUGGCCAUGUCGGUGUCCGUCACCCAAGACGAAUACGCCAGGUACAUAGCCCAACAACAGGAGAAACAACCGGAAAAGGGACAGCUCGUCCGGAGACCGGUACUGGUACAAGUCGUCCAGUCCGCCGCCGGUGGCGCUUACCCACAACCGACCCCCGCCGCGUCCUCCGCUCGUCCCGCGUACCAACAGGCCGCUGCGUACCAGCCCCUGCAGGCCUCCCCGGCCCCGGCGUACCAGACACUGCAGGCCUCCGCAUACCAGCCACAGCCGGCCAAGUAUCAGGUAUCUUCUUAUCCGCAACCCGCAUACCAACCGCCUCCGCAGCAAGCGUACCAGCCGCAGGAACAAGAGUACGAACAACCGGAACCGCAAUACCAACCGCCGGUCAGAGCAUCGCAAGGGCCACGUCCGAAAGCACCCUCGAAACCCAAGGCGUCGAACAGGCCGGAAAAACCGGAAGACGAAGAGAACGACAACAACGUAAGUGUUUAAAUAUUUUUUCUUUUUUUUUUCUUUAUUGAAUAUAACCUAAUAUACAGACUACAGAGUGAUUAUUUCAUCACGAACCAGUGAUAGUCUUUACCACGAUUUCGUGUAAAUUUGAUUUGACGUUUUUUUAUCCGUCGUUCAAUAAUUUCGUUUAAAAUAUUUUCAAAACAUUAACUUUCACCCGUACCAUACCCGUAGACACUUUUUAUUUUCCAACUGUAGCAACCUCAACAUUCGAAAAUAGAAUAUUUUUGAAAAAUAUCUGUUUAAAUUCAAACUAAUGCAAUAAUUGAAUUAAAAAAAAAAAAAAAAAUGAAUUCAUACUAAUAGAUUUUUUUAUUAUAGUAACACUUGAGUCGAGAAUGGCCAAACUAACGUUUUUAUAGUGACAGUGUGAUAAUAUAGAGGUCCUAACGUUUAAAAUUUGAUGUACUCGUGCUCGUAACUCGCGAUGAUUAAAAUUACAAAAAAUAAAUAGACCGAAAACGAAUAUGUUUACGCUCAUUUCAAAAGCGUCCAUUCUGACUUGGGUCUUUUACGUCACAGGCGUGUUUCGUUUAUAAAUCUUAUUUCAAUGUGUACAAUACGCGAUCUCCUCUACAAUAAUAUUAUUGUGAAUCGUUCGACGCGGUUUUCACGACGAGAUCGGAGUAAUAAUAAGUAUAUCCAGAUAACCUCCUUUCACCCCUCCCCCUCGAAUAGUGUUCCACUAUUAAUAAAAAUUGUUUAGCCUACAGAAAGCGCUCGAUAACUACAUGCGGGUAGAUGGGUGUUCGCGAUUUUUCGUAUUUAAAUUUCCAUAAUCGUGUCUAAAUCGCGUUAUUCAAUCGGCCGCCGUUGCGCAACUUUCUAUAUGCGCAGGACACACGAUAUAAUAAUAAUAAUACUAUUAGGUAUUGGUUAGCAGGAAAACAAGCGGUUAUUAUUAUUAUAAAUCCAGGCGUGUUUCUGUGUAUUAUCGAGAGCGGUGCGGAAGUCGUCGAACGGGGGCGGAUCAAACAAAAAAAAAAAAAAAAAAAAAAAACUUAAACCAGUUAUAUUAUCAUAUUAUGCGCCUACGUAUACACGCGAUGUAACGAAAAUAUCGUAGAUAUUGUUAUAUAUAUAUAUUAGAAAGUAGUAUCAAAAAAAAAAACAAAAAAAAAACGUUGUCUUCGGACGACCGUUUCGAAAUUACGAAAUACCAUGUUGUCUAUGCGUAGGGUGUGGAUAUAAUACGGGCAGAUAGGCGGUGUGGGCAGGGUGCGGGCGUACGCGACAAUUGACGAUCGGCUGCUGCAGAGUUGCAGAGGCCGUGCGAAAUAUAAUAGCGUCGCGUACUAUUUAUACGAGAAAAACCGGAAUAAUAUUACAAUAAUCGUAAUAAAUAAUAAUAGAAAGAAAAUAAAAAAAAAAAAUCAUCGUUUUUUAAACCGUUGUGUACCGGACAUGAACGGGUCCGUGUCGGCGGUGUCACGACUUAACCCGACCGCGUCAUUGCGUAACGUCAAAGCUACAAGCCCGGCGUGCGUCUCUGUGUGGAUCUAGACGAUCGUUAAAACGCGCGUGCAGCGAAAAAAAAAAAAAAUAGGAAGACGUUCACUUUUGUUUCACAACCGCGCGGACAAAUUAUCGUACCGGCCGCCCCCGCUCGUGUUUGGUUGGGUUAGGCAACGGGGAAACUUUAGAAACGCUUGCGCUAUUCGCGUGUGUACAUCAUUAUGAAUACGAUAGCAGACGUGACCCGCGACACGGAAUUGAAGAACGUCCCGGUCGUCGUUAUGCGUCGUUGCCGUAUACCUACAGGCUUGGCUGAACAGUUUUUUCACAAGAGAAAAAAAAAAUAUCGAUUUCAUACCAAACCCGUCCCGACGAUAAAAUGCCUCGGAAAUCUUUUCAACCACACAAUAUGAACGAUCGCUUUAAAAUUAUGCGAUUGUACUCCAUACGUUUGUGUGUAACUCUAAACGGUUCAAAGGUCGUGUGGUUUUUUUUUUUUUUUUUUUGUAAUUUUGUUACGCUUGAAACCCUUCGAUGCCCACAUCGUAGUUACCGUUGGAAUAAUAAUUAUUAUAGGGUUCAGCGUUCAGUUUUGAGAGAAAUUCUCCCCCCCCCUUUUUUUUUCCGGACAGUGAAUAAAAAAGUAGUUUUUAUUAUAAAAAUGUAUUAUAUUUAAUUUCUAUCCUGCCGGUUAAACAUUAUUUUUUAAUUUUUACACACGACUUUGUUUUCGUAUAUUUCGUGUUAAAUUAUCACUUAUCAAUUGAUCGCAAUAGUUUUAUACGCAUUCGCGGUACACAAAUAUGAAACAAAUCGACAAAAGUAUUAGCUGGAGAAACAACGGACGACGGCGAUUUGAAAUAAGAUAACUAGAUUAUUGUUUAUGUGUGAAAUUCAUAAGAUUCGUAAGUUUCUGUUUCCACGUACAGAAAUAUUUCAAUUUCAAACCAUCAACGAAGACAGUUUACCUAAGUAUAUGGAUGUUCAUUUUUAUUUUAAAACGAAUUUUUUAACUUUGUGGAAAUUAAACUUUUUAGCACAUUUUUUUUUUUAGGAAUUGCUUUUUUUGUUGUUAACUAUAUCGCUUUCAAAUCCGAACCCUAAUAAUAAUUGCCUAUACAGACGAUGAUAAAAAAUACGUUCAAUAAUUAUCCGGUUACAAAUAACCAGCAAAUAUAUACGUCUAUAGGUAUCAAAGGAAAUGGAUGAUUUAUUUCAUAAUACGACCAAACCGAAAACUUACAAUUACAAAUGGUAAAAUUUAAGCGAUUCGAUGCGACAUGGAAAUCAUAUUUACGGACGAUAUUCGAUAUAAAUCACAUAAUUGUUCCCGUACCGUAUUUUCUAAUAAGCGCAUCGGUAACGAUUCAUGCAGAUUCGUCCGGACUAUUUAAUAACAAAUCGCGCGUUCGUCUUUUUUUAUUUUCCAUUUCCCGCCCGGACGUGAUAAAAAAAAAUAAUAUCCGAAACACCGUUGGCACAAAAUUAUUCUAAAGAUUACGUGUGUAUCAUAAUAAUAAUAACAAUAAUAAUAAUAAUAAUAAUAAUAAUAAUAAUAUUAUAUAAAAACGGCCGUUUAAAUAAUCGGAUUUUUACAUGCACGGGACUUUUACACCGGAACCACACGGCACAGUGUUUGAGCGAAAGAAAAUUAGAUUAUAACCCGUUCGAAAUGAUUAACGUUCACUUAUUAGACUUCGUAAUAACGUAUUGUGAUAACACAUUGUGCGGCGUGCGAGUGCGAAUGACAUAACAAUAUCGUUCGCAGUUCUAUUCCGAGGACGUCAUCCUAAUAACGCAAUUGCCGACAACGACUCGCCAAAAACUCGUGUAUGUCCGUGUUGGUUUUUUUUAUUUUUUUAUUUUCUUUUGUUUUUUUUUCCCGGUAUAAUUUCACACUCGUAAAUACCGAAAUUGUAUUUUCGAAUUUUCCCGUUAAAAUCGCGCCGCCUCCGGUAUUGACCCGUUAUUCGCGCGUUUCAAUUCGACGACGCCGCGCCACUGCGUCUGUCUGCGGAUAUUCACCGACGAAUUAUUAUCACCCGAACGAUAAUUCCGUGUUCCGUUAACGCGUUCGGUAUUUUUAUAUGGGAUAUAUUAUUGACAUUAUUGUUUGGUUACACUGUCAUAAUUGUCACUCAUCCAUGUGUUUGUCGUGUUUACAUAAUACCGUAGCCUAACGCUCAAUACCAGUUUUCGUUCGACAUCAGCGACGACGAAUCGACCAACUACCACAACCGCAAGGAGCAAAGGGACGGCGAGAAGAUUUCCGGAAGUUACAGCGUUGUGGAUUCCGACGGGUUCAUCCGUACCGUCACGUACACCGCCGAUCCCGAAGAGGUAUUUAUUGCGAACAAACGUGCGCAACGAUAACACCGCCGUAAGCGGUGGUGGCGGGGCGCGGGGGUUACCUCCCCUCUCCUAAAAAAAAAAUUAAAAACAUCAAACCUUAUAGUGCACGCUUAACUGUGUAACGGAGGAUCGGCCUCCGGAGGAUUUCGAGUCCCGCCUCCCCCACCCCCCCGAAUACCCGACCGCGACCCCCGUAACAAAGUGCCCGUCUGAAAACGUCCGCGCCGUUCGUUCCUACGGUUUCCGAGCGGAUUGUCGACUUCGAAGAACGCCGUCGCCUCGCCUACGGACGUUGCACGCCGGCGGUAACGUCUUUGAUGUCGACUUGUUCGAAACCGUACGGAAAACGAGUGGGUUUCGAACCGUUCCGGUUUCCUCCCCCCCCCCCGCGUUUCGUACGUUAUCCGCGUACGCUCCGGGCGCCGAUCCUUUUGUAACGUCUCCGCUGCGUGCGAAACCGUUCGCGUUAACAAACGGCUCGCGUACCUGCACGCGCGGGUUGAACACGUUCUCUUUUGCGCGUGAUAUUGUCGUUGUUGAAUAACAACACAUUGCGCCCCGGGUAUUCCCGUACGCGGGCACACGCGCGCGACGCACAACAGUCGCGCGGUUAUCGUUAUCGAUUAUCGUCCGUCCGUAACGCAAUCGUUACAGUAUAAUAAUUGUUCGUCGAACGUUUUUCGGUAAACUCCAACGGUAAACUUAUAAUGCGUAUACGAAAUUAUCAAUGAACAACAAAUAAUCGUUUUGACGCCGGUGUCAAAUUGCAUAACAAUUUUAUGUACAUUUUAUUUUUUAUUUUUUUUUUCCGCUUAGACAACAAUAAGACGUAUUAUAAUAAUAUUGCACAAUAAAAAUUAAUGAUUUUUUUUUUUCGUCGUUCGCUUCGUAAAUUUUUACAUUUUUUUUUUUUUCUUUUUGUCGUUUUUUUUUUACCCGCGCGUUACUACAAAAUUUUACAGGGAUUCAAAGCCGAGGUGAGCCGAGAACCGACCAACAUUCAAGUCAAGAUUCCCACACCGGCACCGCAAACGCCCGCGCCGGCGUCUCAAUACAGGUUACCGGAACGAAAGGCCCAGCCCCAAUACAUCACUCUGCCGCAGGUACGUUUUUUCUUCUUCUUCUUCUUCUUCUUCUUCUUUUUCGAAGAACCCCGAUAAAAACCGGUCAACGUUAAUCGAAAGUUGUUAAAAAAAACAAAAAAAAAAAACCAACAACAAUUCUACCGGGGACUUAACGAUUAAUUUUUCCGUCGCAGGCCGACGAACAGGAAUCCGCGGCGCCGGUCGAUCCGAUUUCCGGUUACUAUCAACAGUUGCCGCAACAGCAGCAGCAGCCGGCCAAGGCGCCGUCCCACCGGUUCGCCGCGUCCAGGCCACAGCAGGCCGGCAGCAAAGCCGCCGCUCUGGGCUACGCCACCGCGCCCACGCACCCGCCCGUACUUUACCAGGCGUACCAACAGUGAAAACGGUCGACAGAGGCCGCCGGGUCGCCGCUCAUCCGGCCCGGAACACUCGGGCCUCGGCGUCCCAACCGCAAUCGGCCAUCAAUCCGUCUUGACGGGGACUGAUGUCCAGGCCAUAAACGUAGUCCGAAUGGUUUUGGUGGCUCUGACACGGUUCCGACGACGCACUGUAAUCCCAUAUCCUAUAUCAUAAGAUAAUAUAUUGAUUAUAUAUAAAAUACGUAUAUAGAGAUUUUUUUUUUUUUUUUUUGAAAUAAUUAUAUACAAUAUACUAUUUUGAAUUUGUAUUGUAUGUACGGUAUUGUAAUUUAAAAAAAAAAAAAAAAAAAAAAAAAAA
Cinara cedri is the source of this 6395-nucleotide messenger RNA. NCBI's taxonomy places the organism in Eukaryota, Metazoa, Arthropoda, Insecta, Hemiptera, Aphididae. The record is from the annotation of a GenBank genome assembly.